Molecule: messenger RNA, 1543 nt
Organism: Procambarus clarkii (red swamp crayfish)
Lineage: Eukaryota; Metazoa; Arthropoda; Malacostraca; Decapoda; Cambaridae
Product: 26S proteasome regulatory subunit 10B
Biological process (GO): positive regulation of RNA polymerase II transcription preinitiation complex assembly
Cellular component (GO): proteasome regulatory particle, base subcomplex; cytosolic proteasome complex
Molecular function (GO): proteasome-activating activity; ATP binding; ATP hydrolysis activity
Source: RefSeq, a predicted model, not a curated record
AGAAAAUGUUUGAAAGGUGUAGGAAGUCGAGGGUCGGCGGGGCGGCACCAGUCAGAUCACAACAAACAUGACUGCGGAGCGGGACCAAUGUCUCUCAGACUACCGUCGGAGGCUGAUAGAACACCGUGAGGUGGACUCCAAGUUGAGGAAAUUGAGGGAGGAGAAGAAGGAGCUGGACAAGCAGUAUGAUAAGAGUGAAAAUGACCUGAAGGCCCUGCAGAGUGUGGGCCAGAUUGUUGGUGAAGUUCUCAAGCAGCUCACUGAAGAAAAGUUCAUUGUGAAAGCUACAAAUGGACCUCGCUAUGUUGUGGGCUGCAGACGCCAGCUUGACAAGGGCAAACUUAAGUCUGGUACCCGGGUGGCACUGGACAUGACGACUCUGACGAUCAUGAGAUACCUGCCACGUGAAGUUGACCCUCUUGUGUACAACAUGAGCCACGAAGAUCCUGGUGAUGUCACUUACAACAAAAUUGGUGGUUUGGCUGAACAGAUCCGAGAGCUUCGAGAGGUGAUUGAGCUGCCUCUGCUUAACCCAGAACUCUUCCAUAGAGUGGGAAUCAACCCACCAAAGGGAUGCCUGCUGUAUGGACCUCCAGGUACAGGAAAGACGCUCCUAGCUCGUGCUGUUGCCUCUCAGCUUGACUGUAACUUCUUAAAGGUUGUAUCAAGUGCAAUUGUUGAUAAAUACAUAGGUGAAUCAGCUCGACUUAUUCGUGAGAUGUUCAAUUACGCCCGAGACCACCAGCCGUGCAUUAUUUUCAUGGAUGAGAUCGAUGCUAUUGGUGGAAGAAGAUUUUCUGAGGGAACAUCAGCUGACAGAGAGAUUCAACGUACACUCAUGGAGUUACUUAAUCAAAUGGAUGGGUUUGAUUCCUUGGGUCAGGUGAAAAUGAUCAUGGCCACCAAUCGUCCAGACACACUGGAUCCUGCUCUGCUGCGUCCUGGACGUCUUGAUAGAAAGAUUGAGAUUGCACUUCCUAAUGAACAAGCUAGAUUGGAAAUUCUCAAAAUUCACUCUGGACCAAUCACAAAGCGAGGAGAAAUUGAUUAUGAAGCAGUGGUGAAACUCUCGGAUGGUUUUAAUGGUGCUGACCUUCGUAAUGUGUGUACUGAGGCAGGUCUCUUUGCCAUCCGGAACGAGCGAGAUUAUGUCAUUGAGGAAGAUUUCAUGAAAGCUGUGCGUAAAGUUUCAGACAAUAAGAAAUUAGAAACUAAACUAGAUUACAAACCUCUUUAAAUAAACUUUUGGUGUUUAAAAAUUAAAUUUUCAUUUUGGAAUGGUAGUUUGGCACUAUAAUUGUGGUUUUUAUCGGUGAUUAAAGAUUAUAUUUCAAAAAUUGAAUAUAUUGCCAGGUAUCUUCACCUCUGAUUUUUUAAUAAAGGGAGACCACUUAAUGUAAGCAGUUUGCUCCAUAUUUAAUAUAGGGUGCACUUGUUCAUUCUUCAAAGCUACAGUUGCUACCCAACAUUGUUUUUCUUUAUAAAAAGUAUGUUCAAGACUUUAAAGGUAAUAAUGCCUAUAAAUAAAAUAACUUUUGUAAAA